Spea bombifrons (plains spadefoot toad) is the source of this 2242-nucleotide messenger RNA. It is a transcript of the gene HNF1A, whose product is annotated as HNF1 homeobox A. The transcript has 9 exons. Gene Ontology annotation, molecular function: DNA-binding transcription factor activity, RNA polymerase II-specific; RNA polymerase II cis-regulatory region sequence-specific DNA binding. The record is from RefSeq and is a predicted model, not a curated record. Bases 82 to 1905 code for a protein of 607 amino acids. Lineage: Eukaryota; Metazoa; Chordata; Amphibia; Anura; Pelobatidae. Gene Ontology annotation, cellular component: nucleus. Gene Ontology annotation, biological process: liver development; insulin secretion; positive regulation of DNA-templated transcription.
AGAAGGUGGGUAGAGCAUGGGCUCCCGCCUGCUUAUCCCUGUUACUGCCGCAGGAUGGUGAGAUGGUAGAAAGGGAACAGGAUGGCGUCUCGACUCAGCUACUUACAACAGGAGCUUUUAAAAGCUCUGCUGGAAUCUGGGGUCACCAAGGAAGCUCUGACCAAAGCUUUGACUGAUGGGGACAAUUACUCAUACCCCAGAGACCCGCUGAAUGAUAUGAGUAGUUUGGAAGGUGGGGAGCACUGCGUGCAAUUGCCUAAUGGGUUGGGAGAGCCUCAGAUAUCAGAAGACGAAAGUUCUGAGGAUGGGGGGGACUUUACACCACCAAUUAUAAAGGAGUUAGAAAGACUGAGCCCUGAAGAAGCUGCUCAUCAGAAGGCGGUGGUGGAGCGACUCCUUCAGGAAGACCCAUGGCAUGUGGCCAAGCUGGUGAAAUCCUACCUUCAGCAACACAACAUCCCACAACGAGAGGUGGUGGAUACCACAGGGCUCAACCAGUCUCACCUCUCCCAGCAUCUCAACAAAGGUACCCCCAUGAAAACACAAAAGCGAGCGGCGCUGUACACCUGGUAUGUUGGCAAGCAGCGAGAAAUUGCUAAACAAUUCACACAUGCAGGGCAGGGGAUGUUAACAGAUGACAUAUCCUGUGAUGAAGCUCCAAGCAAAAAAUUAAGAAGAAACCGUUUCAAAUGGGGCCCGGCGUCACAGCAUAUCUUAUUCCAGGCGUAUGAACGGCAGAAGAAUCCCAGCAAGGAGGAACGUGAGGCACUGGUGGAAGAAUGUAACAGCUCAUUUUUCUUCUGUGAUCCAAGGGCCGAAUGUCUGCAAAGAGGUGUCUCGCCUUCCCAAGCCCAGGGAUUGGGCUCAAAUCUGGUGACAGAAGUACGCGUAUAUAACUGGUUCGCCAAUAGGCGUAAGGAGGAGGCUUUUCGGCACAAACUGGCAAUGGACACUUACAAUGGACAGAGUUCAACACCUUCCUUGUCAGCUCAUGACAUCUCUCAUUCUAAGGGACAUGGACUCCGGUACACUCAAGAAUCAUCCAGUGAGCGAGGGACCGCUAUGGUUAGCAGUCAGGGCGGAAUGUCUCCCUCCACCCUGGAUCACAGCCACAGUCUGAUGGGCAGCGACAGCAAGUUAAUUUCUGCAUCAGGAGGUUCUCUUCCACCUGUAAGCACAUUGACUGCUCUGCAUAACCUGGACCAUGGACAACACACCCUCAGUCAAACACAAAACUUGAUCAUGGCUUCACUUCCCAGCGUCAUGACGAUUGGAACAGACGCAUCGCUUGGACCAGCGUUCAGCAAUCCCGGUUCCUCCACGCUGGUGAUUGGUCUUACAUCCCAAGCUCAGAGUGUCCCAGUCAUUAACAGUGUGGGCACCAAUUUGACCACAUUGCAGCCAGUUCAAUUCUCCCAGCAACUCCACCCAUCACACCAGCAGCCAAUUGUGCAACAAGUCCAGGGUCACAUGACACAGAACCCCUUCAUGGCAACAAUGGCUCAGCUGCAGCCACCCCAUGAUCAGCGCUUUCUCGAGAUUAUGGACUCUCCUCUCUUCUCUCAAGCUAUCUAUAGCCACAAGGCCGAUGUUGCCCAAUAUGCAUCUGCUGGCUUCUUCCCACAGACUAUGGUAAUUACAGAGACAUCGAAUUUAGGGGCUCUGACAAGCUUGACAUCCACUAAACAGGGAGAUUCUCAGGGAUCCCAGCUCCAGAGUCAGGACUCUGCCAUCUUGCACCUUUCUGCCAACCACAGACUCUCCUCCAGUCCAGCUGUGUCCUCUGCGAACAUGGUACAUUACCAGAACGCAAGUACCCCUGAGAGUCACGGUCACCUCCUGUCCCCCUCACAUGGCUCCAUCGACAGUUUUAUUUCCACACAGAUGGCAUCUUCCUCGCAAUGACACCGGUGACCUCCAUGAACUACACUUGUGUUCUAAUUGCCACUGCUAUCUGGACUCAAUGGAAGAAACUCUGCUGGACUUUUUUUUUAUAUAUAUAUAAAGGGACUUUACUCGCUACAUUAUUGUAUUCGCUAAUACUAAGAUGGUAUGAACAUAUAGGAGGUAACCUGGAUGGGCAGAACUCCUGGAGCAACGCCUGUCGCAAUAUGGCAGGACACAUGGAGCCAAUGCUGACAUGCAAAGGCGGGACACUUUCAUAUUGUGGAUAUUUUAACUAAUGUGUUGCUUUCUAUUGAUUUGGAUAUAAUAUAAAAAAAUCUGAAUUUAUGGUUCACUA